AUGGUCCUCCUGAGCCUGGUGUUACAAGGUGGUUGCGCGGGCAUUCCCGAGGGCGCCACUGCGGUGACCGGGUUUGAGCUCGAUCGUUAUCUCGGCCAAUGGUAUGAAGUUGCCCGGCUCGAUCAUCGCUUCGAGCGGGGCUUAUCGAACGUGACCGCAACCUACAGCAUGCGUAAAGAUGGCGGGGUAAGUGUCCUCAACCGUGGCUACAAAGUCGACAAAGGUGAGUGGCAAGAGGCCACCGGCAAAGCUUACUUUGUUGGCAAAACAGACGUCGGCCAACUGAAAGUUUCAUUUUUUGGCCCUUUUUACGGCGGCUACAACAUCAUUGAGUUAGACAAAGAUGCCUAUCAGUACGCAUUAGUUGCCGGGCCGGAUCGGGGGUACCUGUGGAUUCUAUCCCGUUCCCCCCAACUCGACCCAACAACCCUGUCAGCACUUAUUAACAAAGCCGACAACCUCGACUUUCCAACCGACCAGCUGAUUUACGUCGAUCACACAGCACCGCGCAAUUCUAGCGGCCAGGUUGAAAAGUAA
This is a messenger RNA of Symbiodinium necroappetens, 537 nucleotides long. NCBI's taxonomy places the organism in Eukaryota, Dinophyceae, Suessiales, Symbiodiniaceae. The record is from the annotation of a GenBank genome assembly.